Molecule: messenger RNA, 2090 nt
Organism: Equus quagga
Lineage: Eukaryota; Metazoa; Chordata; Mammalia; Perissodactyla; Equidae
Gene: C15H6orf141
Product: chromosome 15 C6orf141 homolog
Exons: 2
Coding region: 190-786 (198 amino acids)
Source: RefSeq, a predicted model, not a curated record
GGUGGAAGGAGAGGAGGGUGGAGGGAGAGGAGGCGGGGUUCCUCGCGAAGUUGGCCCGAGGCGGAUCCGGUUUCCUGCUCUCACCGCGAGGAGUCCCGGCGGCGCGGAGACCGCGCCCGGGGCCUGCCGGUCCCGCGCUUUCCGAGCUUGGCGAGAGUCGGCUGCGUGAACCGGUGAAACGCCCAACGAAUGAAUGACCCUCCUACCGGGAUGGGGGCGCCGCGUCCCCGCGGAGGUACGAAUCUCAAGGACUUCCCCCGCAGCCUGGGGCGCGCUGCGUCCUUUCCGCGCCAAGUGGGGCGCGGGGCUCCCCUGUCCCCGCACGCCCCGAAAACCACGGCGGCGGGGACGAGAGUAAGCCGGGGCGGCGCCCACGAGGACCGCCGGCCCGGAGAGAACGUGGAUCGUGAGUCCUGGGUCAGAGAGAAAGUGCUCUUUCUUCUGCACCCUGAGAGGUGGUUGGGGACUCGAGAGGACCCUGCACGGGAAGAGGUGGCCGGUGGAGAGGAUCUUUCCCAGACAGGCGGAGACGAUCGGGAACUCGACUGCCCUUCUCCCCUCUUUCCACGAGAAAAGGGAAUUUCUGGCAGCGGUAUAGACUUAGAUGCUGCCUCUGGAGCCCCGCCGCGAGUCGCCGCAGCCCCACCGAAAUCCGUGCUUGUGCGGGUCGUGGAUUAUCACGUGACAGAAGAAGUCCUGCAGACCGCGUGGACGAAGGGCUGCAUGACCACACGGACCGAGGAGUGCUCCAUGACCGCCGUCACUUUUCGCACCAACAGGGAGUGAGGCAGACUGUGGGGCGCCGGGACCACGGGAGAUCCCCGGGCACACAGAGAGAGGCACCCCGUGUCCACGCCGCGGAGAGAGGCUCCUUUUACGGUCCCCAAGGACCUGAUUCCCCGAGGAGAUUAAACAGGAAAGAGGAGCCUGAGGAAUGCUCCGGGCUGGUGAAUGAGCGAUAAUCCUUAAGAAAAGAAAAUGCUCUUCCGGGAACUCCAACCUGUAAUUAACCAACAGCAAGAACCUUUUGAGAGGCUGGCGCAGCGCUUCUGGGAGGCAGACGAUGGCACCCAAUCCCCACUGAAGAACUGUAAGCAACAUAAUACCUCCAUUGUGGCUCAAAUACUGUGACGGUUUGGGGACCUAAGCCAUUCAGAAGAGGAGAAGAAAAGGUUUCCUGAUGCAAGCAGAACCUCAUCAGGUGAGGAGCCUGAGGAAUCUUUUCCCAUUCACAGUGUUCUGGGAGUGAAUCCAAAGUGAAACUUGGGCAUCCUCAAUACUAAGAAGUCUCUGAGAAUGGCUGGGUCUGGACUCUUGGGUCUUACCUCCACGUCACCAGGAAAUGUGAUCGUGUAAAAUUCUUAGGGGGAUUAAUCACAGCAAGGACUUCCGGAAGCCACUUGGCCACUCACGCGACCAUAAGACGAAUACACAGUCACGUAACCACCAUGGAUCAGGCCAGUGUCAACCUCUCUUAAAACCUUUGUCCACCACUUCUGUCCUUGGAGAUUCAUUAUAUUUGACUUGUUGCUCUUGUUGGUCAUCACCAGCACUUGAUGUGACUUUUUGCUUAAAAAAAAAAAGAAAAACUUUCUAUUAAAAUAAAAAGUUAUAUUCACUGCAGAAAAUUUGAAGAAAUAUUACUUUGUGAGGAAAAAGAAAAAUGGAAUAAAAGAAAAGAACUCUCCAUGACACCAAAUCUUUUAAAAUAUUUGGUAUAUUUCCAUCUGGUUUUAUUUAUUUAAUCUGUUUUUAAUGUGUAUACACUUUCCUGAGUGUGUGUACACUUUCCUGACCAUAAACUGUGUAUAAGAGCUGAGUAUUGUCUUUAUAUAAACUAACAUACACUGAUGCCACUCAAGGUGUGGUCUGUGAACGAGGCACAGAAUGAUGCAUGCGUGGGCAUCUCCAAGGAGGUUUUUAGAAAUGCAGAAUCUAGGCUCCACCCCAGGUCUACUUGAAUCAGAAUUUGCAUUUUGACAAGAUCCCUGGGUGAUUCACAUUAAAGUUUGAGAAGCAUUGACAUAUAUGCUGGAUUUAGUCUGUAUCCUGCUUUGUCACUUACCAAAAAUAAAACUUUUUUUUUUUUA